Marmota flaviventris (yellow-bellied marmot) is the source of this 4250-nucleotide messenger RNA. RefSeq names its product ATM interactor (gene Atmin). Lineage: Eukaryota; Metazoa; Chordata; Mammalia; Rodentia; Sciuridae. Gene Ontology annotation, molecular function: DNA-binding transcription factor activity, RNA polymerase II-specific; transcription cis-regulatory region binding. Gene Ontology annotation, biological process: positive regulation of transcription by RNA polymerase II. The record is from RefSeq and is a predicted model, not a curated record. Gene Ontology annotation, cellular component: nucleus.
AUGGCGGCCUCGGAGGCGGCGGCGGCGGCGGGGCCCGCGGCUCUGGCGGCGGGCGCUCCUCCCGUCCCGGAGGCCGCGCGGGGAGCCGCCGCCGCCGCCUCGGGCCCGUGGGGGCCCCUGGGGUCCCGGCUGAGGGGCAGCCGGCCGCGGCCCGCAGCGGCGCGGCAGCAGCCCGCGGCCCCGGCGCCGCCCGCGCGCGAGCUGAUCCAGCCGUCGGUGAGCGAGUUGUCGCGGGCGGUGCGGACCAACAUCCUGUGCACCGUGCGCGGCUGCGGCAAGAUCCUGCCCAACAGCCCGGCGCUCAACAUGCACCUGGUCAAGAGCCACCGCCUCCAGGAUGGCAUAGUAAAUCCAACAAUAAGAAAAGAUUUGAAAACCAUACCAAAAUUCUACUGUUGUCCAAUUGAAGGAUGCCCUAGAGGUCCUGACAGACCAUUUUCUCAGUUUUCUCUCGUAAAACAGCACUUUAUGAAAAUGCAUGCCGAGAAGAAGCAUAAAUGCAGCAAGUGCAGCAAUUCCUAUGGUACCGAGUGGGACUUGAAAAGGCACGCGGAGGACUGUGGCAAGACCUUCCAGUGCACAUGCGGCUGUCCCUAUGCCAGCAGAACGGCAUUACAGUCUCACAUCUACCGAACUGGUCACGAGAUCCCUGCAGAACACAGGGAUCCACCUAGUAAAAAAAGGAAAAUGGAAAACUAUCUACAAAACCAGAAGUUAUCUAAUAAGACCAUGGAACCAUUGAGCACUCAACCCCCUCCUCGACCAGAUCCUCAAGAACUAGAAACUUCAGAAAUAAAAUUAGUAAAUUCUUUUGAAGAUUCUUGCAGCUCUAAUGCCAGAAAACAGAGUGUCACAACACCUCCGAGAUAUCCUCAGAAGUUGCUUCUACCAAAGCCCAAAGUGGCUUUGGUUAAACUUCCGGUCAUGCAGUUCUCUCCUGUGCCUGUCUUCGUGCCUACGGCCGACUCUUCGGCCCAGCCUGUGGUGUUAGGUAUGGAUCAGGGCUCCACUGCAGGUGCUGUGCACUUAGUGCCCUUGUCAGUAGGAACCCUGAUCCUUGGCCUAGAGUCAGAGGCUUGUUCUCUUAAGGAGAGCCUACCUCUUUCAAAAAUUAUAAAUCCUGUUGUUGAGCCAGUUAGUACCGGUGUUCAAGUGAACUUGGGUAAAAAUCUGUCUAAUCCUUUACAAGAACUAGGGAACACGUGUCAGAAGAACAGCAUUUCUUCAAUCAAUGUACAGACGGAUCUGUCCUAUGCCUCACAAAACUUCCUACCUUCUGCACAGUGGGUUGGCCCUGAUUCCUCUGUAUCGUCUUGUUCUCAGACUGAUCUGUCAUUUGAUUCUCAAGUGUCCCUUCCCAUUAGUGUUCACACCCAGACGCUUCUGCCCAGCUCUAAGGUAACUUCAUCUAUUGCCGCUCAGACUGAUGCAUUUAUGGACACUUGUUAUCAGCCAGGUGGGAUCUCCAGAGAAACCCAAACCAGUGGGAUGCAAAGUCCCACACGUGGCCAGGUACAGAUGGACCAAGCUGGAAUGUGCAGAGACAUUUUUGAGAGUGUCCAUUCAUCAUACAGUGUCCCUGCAGACACUAUUAUAAGCAGCAGCUUAGUAGCAGAGACAGUAACUCGUGGUUUGUUACCUCAGAAUGACCCUAAGACUUUAAAUCAAGAUAUUGAGAAAUCUGCACCCAUUUUGAGCUUCAGUGCACAGAAUAGUAUGCUUCCUUCACAGAACAUGACAGAUAAUCAGACCCAAACCAUAGACUUAUUAAGUGAUUUAGAAAACAUCUUGUCAAGUAAUCUGCCCGAUCAGACAUUGGAUAACCGUAGUCUUUUGUCUGACACAAACCCUGGGCCUGACACUCAGCUGCCAUCUGGCUCAACCCAGAAUCCUGGAAUAGAUUUUGAUAUUGAAGAGUUCUUCUCAGCUUCAAAUAUCCAGACUCAAACUGAAGAGAGUGAACUUAGCACCAUGAACACUGAGCCAGUCUUGGAAUCACUGGACAUAGAGACCCAAACUGACUUCUUACUUGCAGACACAUCUGUCCAGCCCUACGGGUAUAGGGGAAGUUCUCACUUCCUAGGCCUUGAGAUGUUUGACACGCAAACGCAGACAGACUUAAACUUCUUUUUGGACAGUAGCCCUCAUCUGCCCCUUGGCAGCAUCCUGAAACACUCCAGCUUUUCCAUGAGCACUGAUUCAUCAGACACAGAGACCCAAACUGAAGGAAUCUCCGCUGCUAAAAACCUAUCUGCCCUAGAGAGCAAAGUUCAGUUGAACAGUACAGAAACACAGACCAUGAGUUCAGGUUUUGAAACCUUGGGGAGCUUGUUCUUUACCAGCAAUGAAACUCAGACAGCAAUGGAUGACUUUCUUCUAGCUGAUUUGGCCUGGAACACGAUGGAAUCUCAGUUCAGCUCUGUGGAAACUCAGACAUGUGCCGAGCUGCACGCAGUCUCCAACUUCUAAAGGUGAAGUUCAGGAAAGGCCAGGAUUCACAACAAAUCUGGGACAGAAAGAAUUGUUCACCAUUUUGAGUCUUUAAUAAGGUUUGUGGGCAAGUCAACUGCACUAAAAUGACCGAAAGAACCUCAGGUAUUAAUCCCCUCAAAGGGGCAAAAGCAGCAAUGACCAUUGACAGAGCCGGGGUGUAAAAAAAAAAACCAAGCCUCCUAAUAGUUCCCAGCUUUGGGCAGUUUAGCUUGUAAUGAAGAGCUCAGCCUCUGGGUCUGCUCCUGGCUCAUGGGUUGCCUGGCAGACAGGAGAGUGUUCAAGCAUGGAACAAAGGAUGGUCCUUGGCUACUAUGGGUCAAAAAGCCCCAUUUCUUCCUUCCCUGGCUUGCUUUCAGUAACCCUGAAGCUACAACCGCAAGGCGGCACUGAACAUGAGCCCCAGAUGUGCAGCCUGAAGUUGUGCUUGCUUGGCCAGUGGGGCCAAAGUGAGAUGACCUGGGCUCUGUGGUCUCUCUGGGCCCUGAAACUUCUGAACUUGGAGGAAGAGAUUGAAAGCAAAUUUGAUUCUGGGUUCAAAUCAUUGUAUAGCAUGGUCUUUGAAGUAAUGAUUUGAAUAAGAUAUGAUUUAAAAGUAGUGAAGGUCUUCUAAAGUAGUCAAAGGCUUGUCCAAAUAUAGCCAGGCCUUAUUCUCAUUUAUAGUCUUCCCAUUGUCUUUCAAGAGUGGCACCUCAAACCAGGUGUGGUGGCCCACUCCUGUAAUCCUAGAAACUUGUGAAGCUGAAGCAGGAAGAUCGCAGUUCAACUCCAGCCUUUGUAACUUAGUGAAACUGUCUCAAAAAAUAAAAAGGACUGGGGCUGUGGCUCCAUAUUAGGGACUGCUCCUGAGUUCAAUCCCCAGCACACCCCCCCCCAAAAAAAUAGUGAUGCUCCACUGGGGCUGAAGCAUAGGUAGCUCAGGGGUAGAACACUUGCCUAGCACUAUGUGAGGUGCUGGGUUCCAUCCCCAGAACUGCCAAAAAAAAGUCAACCUUGCCUCACCAGAUCUCAGCAGCCACAGCAGGCCUCAACCCCCAGCUAGCCCAUGAGUGACCUCAGGCUCUGUGGGAAUCCUGUAUGUGAUGCUGCCAAAAUUUCACUUGAUGAGUUUGAAAGUUUCAAGAAAUUUUUACUAAUAACUAAAAUUAACAGAACAAGGAAUGACACACAAGCUCUGUUCUUGGUUUGGAGAGGACUAGAGGAACCAAACCUGAGAAUGUCCCCUCAAGAGAGGCCACUGGCACCUGCAUUAUAACAUUCUUCAGUUCUUAAAACACGGAGUGUCCCCUAGAAAUUUGGUCAGCGAUGCAGAUCCCAAUGGGAAGGUGUGUUCUAUUCAACAUUUUGCCUUUAUCUAGCUAGACUGAGACAGCAAAGGACUAGUUUAGAUGUCCUGAGCUAAUCUGAACAAAAACUGGGCCAAGGCCUGGAGUGACUUCAUCCCCAAAGAAACAAGAUAAGCCUGGGCUGCAGAGAAGAUUCUGAGGGGAAGUUAUUAGGUUCUUGAAUAACUUCCUGAGCCAAGAGACACCAAAUGCAAAACAUUCUUAAUCUAUUCACAAAGGAAUCUUCUAGUCAAUAUUUUGUUAGACAAAAUAAUUAUCUGUUCAGAAAGGAUACCUCAAAUCUUGUUGUUGUGGGCGGGUGCUGGAGAUUGAAUCCAGGGCCUCAAACAUGUGAAGCAUGCACUGUGCCAAUGAGCCAGAUAGAUCCCUGUCCCUCAAUAAAUCAUCAGUAGUUUUGAGCUUUUCCUUUGUUAA